Besnoitia besnoiti is the source of this 5580-nucleotide messenger RNA. RefSeq lists its product as uncharacterized. NCBI's taxonomy places the organism in Eukaryota, Apicomplexa, Conoidasida, Eucoccidiorida, Sarcocystidae. Bases 1 to 5580 code for a protein of 1859 amino acids. The transcript has 13 exons. The record is from RefSeq and is a predicted model, not a curated record.
AUGACUUUCGCAAACUCCUCUUCGGCAUACAGUCGAGGCGCCCGCCGCGCCUGUGUGCUGCAAAGGCCUGUGCAUCAUUCUUCGUCUCCCGUCGCGCCCCCGCGCCUUCUGAGCCGAAGGAAACUUCGAAUUUCUUAUUCUCUUCUUCUUCCGCAUGCCGACUUCACUUCGGCCGAGUGCUUUUCUGAGUUUUCCGCUUUUCGCUGCCUUUCAUCUCUCGUUCCUACAGCCUCCGCUGCCUGCUCUUACGCGCCCGCGCGUCUGCGGCUGCACGCCUUCCGGCCUCGCGCUGCGCUUGCAGGAGACGAGACUGCGUCUCCUUCUCGAAUCCUCUCUCUGCUCCACCUUCUUCGCCAGCCUCAUCUCAGUCUUCUUCACCAGGCUGCCUCUCGUUCGCCGUCUGCGCGUGGCUCCGCCUCCUCGCCUCCGGAUUCUGCAUCGCCGGACUCAGCUUUGUCUCUCUCCGCCGGUCCUUCGUCUCUCUCUCCUUCUUCUUCUCACUCUUCUCCUUCUUGUUCAACGUGUUGUGCUUCGCCAGAGGCCCUUCCAGUUGCUGCAGCGACGGCGCACGCUCUCGCGCUUGCUGCGGCAAUUCACUCGGAUGAGGAGGCGGACGUGGAGGGCGAACCGACGCAGCCGAGGUCAACGGAACAGGGCGCGGGAGAUCAUGCCUCGCCUCCCUCCCUGCCGCGGUCGCUCUCGGUCGACGUUCUUCAGGCCUUUCUCGAAGGCUCCUGGCAAUCCAUUCUUGCGGCGGUCCGAUCGCCCUCUCCAUCUUCUCUCGCUGCGCGUUCUUCCGCCGCCGAGCGGCUUUGGCUGCUUUCCCUGCUACGCCCGCCGUUGUGUGACGCGCGGGUGAACGCCUUCCUCGAAGCCUGUGCGCAGGCCGGCGGCCUCAGAGAAGGUGCCAGCGCAGAGGCUCAAGGAGAGACUUCUGCUGCAGGCCUGAGAGACGCGGCGGGCGCCGCGCUGCCGCUGCUCCCUCUCGCCGCAAGUCUGUUCAACCUCGGUCGCCGCGACUUGUUGGAGCCGCUGAUGGUCACGCAGCUCUUCCCCUCCCUCGCGGCCUACUCGCUAUCGCCGCCGCUGCUCGCCUUCUUCGCGAAGCUCUACGUUCAGCUGUGGGAACCUGGGCGAGAGGCUGGGCGAUCGAGCCCAGGGAGCGGCCGCAGUCAGGGGUCCGCGAGGAAGGCGCAGGCAGUUUUCUUCGGCGCGAUCUGUGACAGUCUCUCCCGUGCCUCGUCCCCUUCGAAUUCUCUCUUCUUCACUCCAGACGACUACGUAGUGUGUCUGCAAGCGCUCGCGCUCUUCCACUACGUGCCGCGGCGUUCGUUUCCGCUGGAGCUCUCGCGGGGGGCGUCGCUGGAUUCUCUGAGAGAAGACGAGACCGACGAGGCGAGCGGCGCGCCUCCUCGCCGCGAAGAGCCGGCCUCCGCACCCGCCGUCACUAUUCGCUUCUUGCGGCAUCCAGAGUAUGCCUUCCAGCUGCACGCUUUCGACUCCUCGGAGCUGAACGAAGUCUUCGUCCGCGGCCUCCAGGCGCUGCUUCGCCCGGCGGCGGGAGAGGCGCAGCUGCGCAGCCGAGAAGACUCUAUUGCAACCUCGCUUGGAGAAAAAGAAGAAAAAAAAGGACAAAAAGGAGGAGGGGAGAGGGACACGUUGUCUCUGGAGAGUCUCAUUCGCCUGACCGAUACUCUUCUGCUUCGUGACGCGUUCAUGCGAGAACAUUUUUCGCUUAUCCGCGACAAGCAGCUCUCCACCGCUUCCCGCCUGUCCGCGGCGCCGCGCCAGAGUCAGGGAGACCGGUGGGUCGCGAAAGAUGCGCGCCUGGAGCCGGCCUCCGAAUCAGAGGCGGUGCUGAAGGAAAUGAACAGUUUCUGGAGUGUGUAUACGGCGCACCAAGAGGCCGUCCUCGAGCGCCUCGUCUGUUGCAUGCUCCAUCUCCCUACAGCGCAAUGGAAGUUGGUUUCGCCCCUGACAAUCCUUAACCUGCUGCACGCCCUGUUGCGUCUCUACCGCGUCAGUCCAGACUGCCUCGGCGCGUCAGAGCGCAGAAGAAAGCACCGGCAGCUUCUCCUGGCACCCCUCGCGUGGUCUUCCUCUUUUGAGGCAGUCCAGCAGAGCGAAAACGAGCCUCCGCCGCACCGCGAAAGUUCACAGCGGAAUGCGCUGUGGGCGAGCACACUCAAAGCUGCAGUGGAGGACGUCAGCGGGCCUGGCGCCGCUGGAGCGCUCGCUCGGUUUGCGGCUUCGCCUGCGUCUUUCUCGUCGUCCGCGUCUUCUGCGUCGCCGUCUUGCGUCUCGCCAGAUGCAUCGCCUGCAGGCGAAGGCACGCUCAGCGCGGCCGUUCCCCCGGUUUUCCUUCUCUUUGAACGCCUCAUCGCCGAAGUCCGCACGCGCGCGGAGCUGCGGGCGACGGAGGCCGCGCUGCUUCUCGACGCGGCGAGCUCUCUCUCCUCGCAUCCGUUCACUCGCUCGUUUUUCCUAGACUCACGAAUGCGAGCUGGCGAGCAAGGCGUUCUGUCUUCUUUCUCUGCGUGCCCUCCUGCCUCCUCGUCGGCUCUCCAUUCCCCGCCACAGUCCAGCACCUCGUCUCCUCCGCCGUCUUCUUCGCCGUCGCCUUCAUCUUCUCCCCCCUCUUCUUCUUCUUCCUCUCCCUCUUCUGUCUCUUCGUCUUCUUCUACUGUGCUGCCUGUCGUUCGGCGUGCGAUGAACGUGGAUCGGCUCGCGGAGAGCUUCUUCUCGCUGCGGGAGGUCGCGCCGGAGAUCUACGCGUCCGCGCUGCCUCUGCAUGCCUUCCAGGAGUCCCGCCUCGACCAGGUCACGCGAAAACUGGCGCUGCAGACGCUCCGAGCGCUGCCGCUGUCUGCGGCCGGCGGCGCGGAGCGCCUGAACAAUGAAACCGACGUGCGUGUCGGCGGAGAAGAAGGCGAACCGCAGCCCUGGGAGGAGACGGCGGAAAGAACUCCUGAGGAGGGCGGCGGCGCAGAAGGAGACGCGCCAGAUGAGGCAGGCGCAGCGACGCAGGCGACCCCGGAGAGCGCGCCGCUAGGCGACGCGGCGUCGCCGUGGAUCGCCUCCCGCCUGCUGCAGCCUGAGGGCAGAAAGGGGCUCUCCGCCUCUCCUCUCUCUGCGCCUUCGCGUCGACCCUGGGCCUGCACCGUCGUCGACGACGCGCUCCUCGCGGAGGUCGCAGAAAAAGCUGUCUUGCGAGACGUCCACGGACUCUCUCUCCCCGCGGCGCUUCUUCUUCUGCAGGCGCUUCGCGAUCUCCAAGCGUUUGAGCGUUUUUCGCUCUUCGAAUUGGUUCUCGCGAACGUGUUGCGUGAGGCACAUCGAUUGCAGCCUCCGCAGAUCGUCUUCCUCGCGGCGACGCUCCACGGCCUGCGCCACGCGCUGGCGCGCAGCAUGGCGGCAUGUGCGUCGUUCCUGUCUUCCGCGUCGCGAUCGGCUGAUUGUCAGAGCGCGGGAGAGAGCGAAGGCCCGAGAGACAGGCGGGCGCUUUACCGGGCGAAGAAAGAACACCGCGAGCUGCGGCGGAGACUCAAGGCCGUCACGCGCAUGCAGAAGGAGCUCGUGGAGAUGUUCCUCGAACGGCAGGAGGACUUCCUCAAAGCCCCGAAAGAAUUCGCCGCGAUCUUCUACGUCUUUAGCAAAAGCGGACUCAUGACGCUGUCGCUUUUCCUCAAGCUUCAGCCGCAUUGUCAGGCGCAGCUGGCGCGGUUUUCCCCGCACGAUCUUUCGCUCUUUUUUCUGGGUUUUUCUCUCGCCUGCGCCUCGCCGGCCGCGCCGGGCUCCGCUGAAUUUCUCUCUUCGCUCUUUUCUGCGCUUUCGCACGCACUGCCCUCUCUGUCUCCUCGCGACCUGGCGGUCUGCUUCUGGUGCAUGUACGCCGUGGGGUGCAUCGGCAGCGCGAGUCAGCCGGCGUUUCUGCGGGAGUUGGUCGACAGCGGCAUGCAGCGAAUUCACCGCAACAUGCGGAGCUUCUCUCCGAAGGAGCUGCUUCUCGUUGCCUCCACAGUCGGCCGGCUGAACGUCCAGCGGCAGCCGAUCCUCCUCGAUCUCUUUCGCGCGCUCUACGCCUUUUUGCCGCUCUACGACGCCGAAGAACUCGCGGCGGCCUUCUUCGCCUUCGGCCGCGGAGGCAUCUGGGACGAUGCUGUCGAGCUCCGCUUCCUCCACUGUCUUUCGCUCGCGCUUCCCGUCGCCUCGCAGCACGCCCUCGCGCAAAUUGUGCUGGGUUUCUACUCGCUCGAUCGCGCCGCACCGACGUGUCAGGCGUCUCCUCUCCGCGCGGCGCUGUUCGCCUCAGAGGCCUCUGUCGCCGCGCGGCGCGAGUCCUUCCGCGCGCAGCUGCUUUCGCGGCUGCUGCAGAGCUCCAGCGAGCUCUCUGCGCGGCAUCUGGCGACCGUGCUGAUCUGCGCGCCGGCGCUGCGGGCUGUGGAGGCGGACUUGAGGGUUUUCAUGCGUGAGUUGCUUCGCAGCGAGCGAGACACACGUGCUGCAGGCACUUCGCAGGCCGCGAGGAUAGAAGGAGAGCGAAAAAUUGCGGCGGAGACGGAGGCGGAGGACGAACCAGAAAGAGGAGACGGCGACGAGGGAGAUCGCGGCCCUCUCGCAUUUGAGGCAUCCUCGUCUUUCUUCGCUUCUUCAGAUUCUCCAUCCUCUCCGUCCGCUUCACCUUUUCUCUCUGCCUCUACCUCUGCGUCGCUGCGGGCGUCUGGGGGGGAUGGCGGGCGCCGCAUGCAUGCACAGGCUGCGCGCAGACGCACCCCAGUUGAGGAAAUCAACAAGCUCUGCUCGCUGUCUGCUGUCGAGCUCGUCCGCAUUCUGCAGUCCACGGCGCGCCUCGAGUUCUUUCCGGCGGCCUUCGUGAAGUGUCUUCUCUUCGCCCUGCGAAAAAAAGCCGCGAACCUCGACUCUCUGCAGCUCCUGAGCGCCGUCUACGCCCUAGACCAGCUGGGCUACGCGCCGUUCCGCCUGCGGUGGCGUCUCGGCUCGCUGCUGAAGGAGCGCACGCGAAACUACGGAAUCAACAUGUCGGACCUGCUUGCCGCAGCCCCAGCGAUGGACCGCGUGGGGAUUUUCCAUCGCCUGGACGUGAAGCUGCAGCACGAGGUCUACCACCGCCUGGACGAGGAGGCCCGCCGAAUCGUCUCCGAGCCGCUCUCGCCUCCGGAUCCGAGCGAGGCUGAGACCAGCCUUGUCAUCCCCCGUGCGCGGAACCUCGCGCUGCUUCAGGCGAACCGAAUGGAGCGUGGCGGCCCUGUGGAGUCGAAAUUUCGGCUUCUUUUCCCGAGGAAAAAACGCGAAUCUCGAACGCUUCCAGCGGGAUUCCUCGAGAUCCCCUGCGGCGCGGACCCUCGAGAUGCCCCCGAGCGAGACGGUGCGGACGAAGUUCCCGCGUGGAGAGGUAGCGGAGGCCGAGAGAAGAAAAGCAGAAAAAGGCCGCCGCCCUCGCCUGAGGAGGAGGAAGAAAGGCAGCGCCGAAUUCGAGAAGAGACCGCGUCGCAGUGGGGCGCUCAAGACGAGGAAAAACAUGCCGCAGAAAUCUUCAGAGAAGCUAUUCGCCGCCUCUAA